This is a messenger RNA of Drosophila persimilis, 721 nucleotides long. It is a transcript of the gene Cp19, whose product is annotated as chorion protein S19. Bases 66 to 632 code for a protein of 188 amino acids. The record is from RefSeq and is a predicted model, not a curated record. Gene Ontology annotation, cellular component: egg chorion. The transcript is spliced from 2 exons. Gene Ontology annotation, biological process: multicellular organism development. NCBI's taxonomy places the organism in Eukaryota, Metazoa, Arthropoda, Insecta, Diptera, Drosophilidae.
UUAAUUGUGCCAACUGUGCCGAGCAGCUAGCGCCCCCCAAAAGACACAACAGACAUUCUAUAGCCAUGAACACAUUCGCUACUUUGGCGGUUCUCUUCUGCGCCUGCCUCAUCGGCAACUGCCACGGAGGCUAUGGCGGUGGCGGCCAUGGAGGCUACGGCCAACAAGGAGGGUACGGACAGAGCUCCAAUGGAGGUGCCGCUUCGGCUGCCAGCUCUGCUGCUGCCGCAGGCAAUCAGCAGCAGCGUCCCGUUGAAAUCAUUGCUGGUGGUUCCCGCGGCGGCUAUGGCGCUGAGAUCCUUCGCCCCAUUUCCCUGGGCUAUGGCGGUCACUCGCAGCGUGGACCUCAGCACGGCAGCUACGGACGUCGCGGCGGAUAUGGACCCCGCUGGACUGUCCAGCCAGCUGGCGCCACUCUCCUGUAUCCCGGCCAGAACAACUACCGGGCCUAUGUCUCGCCCCCGGAGUACAGCAAGGUGGUGCUGCCCGUCCGUCCCGCUGAGCCCGUGGCCAAGCUGUUCAUCCCGGAGAACCACUACGGCCAGCAGAGCUACGCCCCCCAGCAGAGCUACGGACCCCAGCAAAGCUACGGCCCCCAGCAAAGCUACAACGUCGAAGGACCACGAUACUAGACGGUUGGAUACUCCUCCUCCCCAAUCCCCUUCUCAGUGUGGAUUCGCUCCCGUGCAGCGCGAAUAAAAAAUACCAAAAGAAAACAUAA